Molecule: messenger RNA, 2505 nt
Organism: Orycteropus afer afer
Lineage: Eukaryota; Metazoa; Chordata; Mammalia; Tubulidentata; Orycteropodidae
Source: RefSeq, a predicted model, not a curated record
AUGAUUGGAAGAUCUCAAGUCCAUAUUUUUUGGGGUGCUCCAGUUCUCCCACUGAAAAUGACAAUAUCACAGGAACCAACUUUUUUAAUACCUGUUACUGAUCACUGGAAAAAGAUUCAGCUUUUGUACAGUCAACAUUCUUUACAUGUAAAGGAAGAAAAAUGCAAUCACAAAAGCCUUGAAAAUUAUCAAGUCAUAGAUGGCAUUGACCCUCUGAGUCUUACUAGUCAUUGUUUAGUGAACUCUAGGAAAAGAUCUGUUCAUUUGAAAGAUAACUUUAUAUGCUCUAUUUCUGAGACACAGAAUGCAAAAUCCCAGAAGAGUCCUUCCUCAGGGGUGAAGGACGUAACAGACUCUAGCAUGCUAGGAUGUGGACUUAAGAGCAGAGGGAAACAUUUAACUGAAGAAAAUUAUCGAAAGCUUGUCAGUGAAAAUAAGAAAAUCACAGUUGAACAGCAUAAAGGUCAGUUAGAUAUCUGUGCUUCAAACAUAGAAAAAACAACGCUACAGUUAGAUUCUAAGCAUGCAGCUAUAUUAGAUUUGGUCUGUACUACUAAGCAGAUUAAUAUAGGGUCAGAAGCUAUAGAAACAACAUGUGUGCCAAGAGCACAUCAUGAAAUGCAAAACCAACGUCUGGAAUUCUUUUCCUCUAAAACAGUAGAUAAACCAAGAUCUAAAGGAGCAGUUAAGAAAGUGUCAAACCUUAAAAUAUCUACUGACACUGAAUUUCUCAGUAUAAUGACCUCUAGCCAGGUUGCUUUUUUAGCUCAGAGAAAGUGUAAAGGGAAGAAUUCUCUAAAUAAAGGGGCCAUAAACAUGGAGAUUGGACCAACAGUAAGUCAUGAGGAAAUGAGAGUAACGCAGGAUAAUUUGAUUCAGCCUAGUGAGGAUUUGGCAGAAGGGUAUGAAAGUGGACAAGAGCAAGCAUAUUCCCUUGAACUUUUUAGUCCCGUUUCUCCUGAAACAAAAAGUAACCACAUUCUCUUAAACUCUGAUAAAGAUCUUGAAGAAAAUAAAGGAUCUCAAGAACUUUUCAGUUCUGAAGAAAAACUGCCACCAAAUGAGAUCUGUAUUGAGUCAUGUAGGUCAGGAAUACUGUGCUCCCAACACAAUAACUUCGAUAAAAGUGCCAGUAAAAGAAGUUGGACGUCUCACGAUGCAUCAGGCCAUUCUGAAGCUCUAUCUAAAAUCUUCCAAGUAUCUAAGAAAACUAAAUUGCUUUCUAAUGCAAGAUGUCUUGCUGUAACACUGGGCCAGAGGAAUGUGUCUGAGUUUAAAUAUGUUAAAAAAACAUCAUUAAUAAAAAAUUGUGAUUGUAAAAGUCAGAAGUAUAAUUGCUUAGUCAUGGUGUUAUCUCCAUGUCAUCUGAAAGAAAUAAAAAUAAAAGCAGGACCAAAUUCUGGCUCUAAAGUACCUUUAGCAGCAAUUACAGUAAUCGACCAAUCGGAAAUUAAGAAGAAGGUUUUUAUGUGGCGGACUACAGCAUUUUGGGCACUUACAAUGUUUCCUGGAGAUAUAAUUUUACUCACAGAUGUUACUAUUCAUGAGGAUCAAUGGGUUGGUGAGACAGUACUACAAUCAACAUUUACCAGUCAGUUAUUAAAUCUUGGGAGUUAUUCGUCUGUCCAGCCUAAAGAAUAUUCCAGUAUCGUUAGUGCUGUUGUGCUUCAAGACUUACUGGCACAUGUGUCUUCAAAACAUUCUGGUCUCAAAGAUCUUCCUCAGAGGCAGCGUCAAAAAGUGAACAGUAUAGAGUUUGUAGAACUGAAGCACCUUCAGCCUGAAAUAUUAGUCCAUGCAGUAGUAAGAGUUAUUGAUAUCACUGUAUUGACAGAAGCAUUAUACAAUUAUAGAGGACAGAAGCAAAGGAAAGUUAUGUUAACGGUGGAACAGGCCCAAGGUCAACAUUAUGUGCUUGUUUUAUGGGGUCCAGGAGCAGCCUGGUACCCUCAACUUCAAAGGAAAAAAAGAGUGGUUCUAAUCAAAGCCCAGAUUUUAGAGCUGGUGUUUCCUAUUAUGGCAGCCCAGAAGAGGCAGAUAACCCUAAAUGCUCAGAGUUCUCUGAAUAGUAUUCUCUCUUCUCUUCCCAACAUUAUAUAUACUGGCUGUGCAAAAUGCGGAUUGGAACUGGCAACUGAUGAGAACAAGAUCUACAAACAAUGUUUCAGCUGCUUGCCAUUUGCUAUGAAGAAAAUAUACUAUAGGUCAGCUUUAAUGACUGUAGUUGAUGGAAGCCAUAAUAUUUUCAUUCAAGUGGGAUCAAAGCUGAUAGAGAAGAUUCUUCUCAACAUUUCCCCUGAUUGGCUCAACAGAGUUAUAGUACCUUCCUCGGGAAUCACCUAUGGGAUGGUGGCAGCAGACUUGCUUCAUGCCUUGUUGACACUCGGCGGGACACCUUGCCUACUGAAAAUUCAGAGCCUUUUUGCAUUAGAUGAAAACAGCUACCCACUGCAACAAGAUUUCUACCUCAUAGACUUUUUUCCUGACAAUAAUCCUACACCCUGA